GGAGCGUCCCGGACGCAGGAGUGCUGAGCUCCCGCUCUCGGACGGCUUUUGGAGAGUUUCUGCGAUAUACGCGGAAGCGUUGAGGAUCUACGGCGAAAGGAGUGCAGAGGACCCGCAGCUGCCGCCCUCGUUCCGUCCCGGAGGAGGAGCGACGAGGCGCGGGGGCUCUGCCCCCGUUCCGCCCCCGUUCCGCCCCUGUUCCACGCUGAGAGGACGAACGCAAAGGCGCCGCGGCUGUGCCCUCUGUUUCCCUCCCGGGAGGAGGAGCGAGGAGGCUCUGCCCUCGUUCCUCCCUCUGUCCCACCCCAGCAGAGCAGAGGGCUCUGCUCUCCCGCCGAGCCUCGUUCCGCCCCGGGAGGCGGAGGAGCGCGGAGGCUCCGCCCUCGUUAUAGCGAGGGAAGGAGCGCGAUGCCGCCCACUGGGAACCCUCGUUCCGCCCCCGUUCCACCCCGGGAGGCGGAGCGCGGGGACGCGGGGCGGGUGCGGUGCCGCCGCUCUCCUGUGCGGAGCGGCGACACGUGCGCGGAGCGGCGGCGAUGCGGAUCGCCGCCGGGCAGCGCCAUCGCCAUCGAGCAGCGUCUGGAGGACGGCAGGAAUGGACGAGAGCUGCACCAGGAGCUGCCCACCCCGUUCCAGGCGCCGGAACAGAAGAUGGAGGUGGGACCGACCAAGUACAGCGCCUCCGAGCAGCGGAACCCUCUGCAGGGCAGCGAACAUGUCCGUGGGAUGCAAGGCGACGGGAUCCCCGCACCAAAGAAGAUGCUGUUCCCCGUGGAGCGUCUCUCCUUGAAGUGGCAGAAGACCCACCGGAUCGGCGCCGGGCUGCGAAACUUGGGGAAUACGUGCUUCCUCAACUCCACUGUCCAGUGCCUCAGCUACACACCUCCGCUUGCCAACUACCUGCUCUCCAGGGAGCACAGCCGGACCUGCCAGCGAGGGGAGUUUUGCAUGCUGUGCACUAUGGAGAAGCACAUACUGCAGGUUUUCGGUAGCAGCGGCAGGGAAAUAGAGCCCACGGCCUUCGUCAGAAACAUCAAGAAGAUUGCCAUGCAUAUCCGCUUAGGCCGCCAGGAGGAUGCACACGAGUUCCUCAGUUUCACCCUUGAUGCCAUGCAGAGGGCCUGCCUGGAUGGCUGUACCGAGUUGGAUCAGCAGAGCCAGACCACAACGCUGGUUCACCAGAUCUUUGGUGGCUUCCUGCGAUCGCGUGUGCUGUGCAAAGAGUGCAAUUCACCCUCGGACACGUAUGAACCCUUCCUGGACCUGGCGGUGGAGAUCGAGGAAGCUGAAAGCAUCGAGCAGGCACUGAAGUUGUUUGUGAGGCCAGAGAUGCUGUGUGAGGAGAACGCCUACAUGUGUGACAAGUGCCAGGCCAAAGUGCAAGCCAUCAAACGCUUCAGCAUCCACCGAGCCUCCAGUGUUCUCAUAGUCUCGCUGAAGCGCUUUUCCAUCUUCAGCGGAGGCAAAAUCAAGAAGAACGUGACAUACCCUGAGAUCUUGGACAUCCGGCCUUACUUGUCAAAGGCCAAAGGGGACCCUAUGAAUUAUAAGCUCUACGCCGUGCUGGUGCACUCUGGGUACUCCUGCCACUCAGGGCACUACUACUGCUACGUGAAGGCCAGCGAUGGGCAGUGGUACAAAAUGAAUGAUGCCGUUGUCUCCGUCACCACCAUCAACGUGGUCCUGAACCAGCAGGCCUAUGUGCUUUUCUACCUCAGAACACGCAGCACCGGCAGGAGAGUUGAGGGACCCAAGGCCAAGGCUGUGUCCAUCCCGCCCAGCCAGCCAGUGGUGGCCCAGAAACCAGAGGCGCAGCCUGCAAAGAAGCUCUCUGGGCUGGAGGAGGUUGAGGUCUCUGUGUCCCAUGGAACAUUCAGCACAGGGCCAAAGCUUUCCAGCUCCUCCAAGCUGCUGCAGGAGCCCAGGCAGCACCUCUCUGCUGUGCCUGGAGUCAAGCCACCUGCUCCAGAAGACUCCAGGCGGGCUGAAUUGAAGAGGUCCCUGUGCGCCGUCGGCACUGUGAAGCAGAGCAGCAGCACAUCUCCAGCACCAGCCAAGAAGCUGGCACUCUCUGCCGAAAAGGGCAGCACGCCGGUGCCGGUGAGCAGAGAUGACCAUUGCAGGCAACCUCAGCCACAGGUUCCAGAGCAGACGCACCCCAUGGGCACCACAUGCCAUGACUCCACUUCUCAGCAUUCUGGCGAGUUGAGAACACCCGGCACCAGCAAGAGAGUUGAGGGACCCAUGGCCAAGGCUGUGUCCAUCCCGCCCAGCCAGCCAGUGGUGGCCCAGCCGCCGGGAAGCGCCAUGGCCAUGACAGAGAAGCUGGAGGACGGCAAGAAUGGUCGAGAGCUGCACCAGGAGCUGGCCACCCCGUUCAGGGCGCCACAGCAGGAGAAAAUGGAGGUGGGACCGACCAAGUACAGCGCCUCAGAACAGCUGAACCCUCUGCAGGACGAGGAUGAGCUGCUCAACCCCUGCAAGGAGGCUGGUGACAGCCCUCAUCCUGCCAAGCAACGCAGCGAACAUGUCCGAGGGAUGCGAGGCGACGGGAUCCCCGCACCAAAGAAGAUGAUGUUCCCCGUGGAGCGCCUCUCCCUGAAGUGGCAGAAGACCCACCGGAUCGGCGCCGGGCUGCGAAACUUGGGGAAUACGUGCUUCCUCAACUCCACCGUGCAGUGCCUCAGCUACACACCUCCGCUCGCCAACUACCUGCUCUCCAGGGAGCACAGCCGGACCUGCCAGCGAGGGGAGUUUUGCAUGCUGUGCACUAUGGAGAAGCACAUACUGCAGGUUUUCGGUAGCAGCGGCAGGGAAAUAGAGCCCACGGCCUUCGUCAGAAACAUCAAGAAGAUUGCCACGCACAUCCGCUUAGGCCGCCAGGAGGAUGCACACGAGUUCCUCAGUUUCACCCUUGAUGCCAUGCAGAGGGCCUGCCUGGAUGGCUGUACCGAGUUGGAUCAGCAGAGCCAGACCACAACGCUGGUUCACCAGAUCUUUGGUGGCUUCCUGCGAUCGCGUGUGCUGUGCAAAGAGUGCAAUUCACCCUCGGACACGUAUGAACCCUUCCUGGACCUGGCGGUGGAGAUCGAGGAAGCUGAAAGCAUCGAGCAGGCACUGAAGUUGUUUGUGAGGCCAGAGAUGCUGUGUGAGGAGAACGCCUACAUGUGUGACAAGUGCCAGGCCAAAGUGCAAGCCAUCAAACGCUUCAGCAUCCACCGAGCCUCCAGUGUUCUCAUAGUCUCGCUGAAGCGCUUUUCCAUCUUCAGCGGAGGCAAAAUCAAGAAGAACGUGACAUACCCUGAGAUCUUGGACAUCCGGCCUUACUUGUCAAAGGCCAAAGGGGACCCUAUGAAUUAUAAGCUCUACGCCGUGCUGGUGCACUCUGGGUACUCCUGCCACUCAGGGCACUACUACUGCUACGUGAAGGCCAGCGAUGGGCAGUGGUACAAAAUGAAUGAUGCCGUUGUCUCCGUCACCACCAUCAACGUGGUCCUGAACCAGCAGGCCUAUGUGCUUUUCUACCUCAGAACACGCAGCACCGGCAGGAGAGUUGAGGGACCCAAGGCCAAGGCUGUGUCCAUCCCGCCCAGCCAGCCAGUGGUGGCCCAGAAACCAGAGGCGCAGCCUGCAAAGAAGCUCUCUGGGCUGGAGGAGGUUGAGGUCUCUGUGUCCCAUGGAACAUUCAGCACAGGGCCAAAGCUUUCCAGCUCCUCCAAGCUGCUGCAGGAGCCCAGGCAGCACCUCUCUGCUGUGCCUGGAGUCAAGCCACCUGCUCCAGAAGACUCCAGGCGGGCUGAAUUGAAGAGGUCCCUGUGCGCCGUCGGCACUGUGAAGCAGAGCAGCAGCACAUCUCCAGCACCAGCCAAGAAGCUGGCACUCUCUGCCGAAAAGGGCAGCACGCCGGUGCCGGUGAGCAGAGAUGACCAUUGCAGGCAACCUCAGCCACAGGUUCCAGAGCAGACGCACCCCAUGGGCACCACAUGCCAUGACUCCACUUCUCAGCAUUCUGGCGAGUUGAGAACACCCGGCACCAGCAAGAGAGUUGAGGGACCCAUGGCCAAGGCUGUGUCCAUCCCGCCCAGCCAGCCAGUGGUGGCCCAGCCGCCGGGAAGCGCCAUGGCCAUGACAGAGAAGCUGGAGGACGGCAAGAAUGGUCGAGAGCUGCACCAGGAGCUGGCCACCCCGUUCCAGGCGCCACAGCAGGAGAAAAUGGAGGUGGGACCGACCAAGUACAGCGCCUCAGAACAGCUGAACCCUCUGCAGGACGAGGAUGAGCUGCUCAACCCCUGCAAGGAGGCUGGUGACAGCCCUCAUCCUGCCAAGCAACGCAGCGAACAUGUCCGAGGGAUGCGAGGCGACGGGAUCCCCGCACCAAAGAAGAUGAUGUUCCCCGUGGAGCGCCUCUCCCUGAAGUGGCAGAAGACCCACCGGAUCGGCGCCGGGCUGCGAAACUUGGGGAAUACGUGCUUCCUCAACUCCACCGUGCAGUGCCUCAGCUACACACCUCCGCUCGCCAACUACCUGCUCUCCAGGGAGCACAGCCGGACCUGCCAGCGAGGGGAGUUUUGCAUGCUGUGCACUAUGGAGAAGCACAUACUGCAGGUUUUCGGUAGCAGCGGCAGGGAAAUAGAGCCCACGGCCUUCGUCAGAAACAUCAAGAAGAUUGCCACGCACAUCCGCUUAGGCCGCCAGGAGGAUGCACACGAGUUCCUCAGUUUCACCCUUGAUGCCAUGCAGAGGGCCUGCCUGGAUGGCUGUACCGAGUUGGAUCAGCAGAGCCAGACCACAACGCUGGUUCACCAGAUCUUUGGUGGCUUCCUGCGAUCGCGUGUGCUGUGCAAAGAGUGCAAUUCACCCUCGGACACGUAUGAACCCUUCCUGGACCUGGCGGUGGAGAUCGAGGAAGCUGAAAGCAUCGAGCAGGCACUGAAGUUGUUUGUGAGGCCAGAGAUGCUGUGUGAGGAGAACGCCUACAUGUGUGACAAGUGCCAGGCCAAAGUGCAAGCCAUCAAACGCUUCAGCAUCCACCGAGCCUCCAGUGUUCUCAUAGUCUCGCUGAAGCGCUUUUCCAUCUUCAGCGGAGGCAAAAUCAAGAAGAACGUGACAUACCCUGAGAUCUUGGACAUCCGGCCUUACUUGUCAAAGGCCAAAGGGGACCCUAUGAAUUAUAAGCUCUACGCCGUGCUGGUGCACUCUGGGUACUCCUGCCACUCAGGGCACUACUACUGCUACGUGAAGGCCAGCGAUGGGCAGUGGUACAAAAUGAAUGAUGCCGUUGUCUCCGUCACCACCAUCAACGUGGUCCUGAACCAGCAGGCCUAUGUGCUUUUCUACCUCAGAACACGCAGCACCGGCAGGAGAGUUGAGGGACCCAAGGCCAAGGCUGUGUCCAUCCCGCCCAGCCAGCCAGUGGUGGCCCAGAAACCAGAGGCGCAGCCUGCAAAGAAGCUCUCUGGGCUGGAGGAGGUUGAGGUCUCUGUGUCCCAUAGAACAUUCAGCACAGGCCCAAAGCUUUCCAGCUCCUCCAAGCUGCUGCAGGAGCCCAGGCAGCACCUCUCUGCUGUGCCUGGAGUCAAGCCACCUGCUCCAGAAGACUCCAGGCGGGCUGAAUUGAAGAGGUCCCUGUGCGCCGUCGGCACUGUGAAGCAGAGCAGCAGCACAUCUCCAGCACCAGCCAAGAAGCUGGCACUCUCUGCCGAAAAGGGCAGCACGCCGGUGCCGGUGAGCAGAGAUGACCAUUGCAGGCAACCUCAGCCACAGGUUCCAGAGCAGACGCACCCCAUGGGCACCACAUGCCAUGACUCCACUUCUCAGCGUUCUGGCGAGUUGAGAACACUCGGCACCGGCAAGAGAGUUGAGGGACCCAUGGCCAAGGCUGUGUCCAUCCGGCCCAGCCAGCCAGUGGUGGCCCAGAAACCAGAGGCGCAGCCUGCAAAGAAGCUGUCUGGGCUGGAGGAGGUUGGGGUCUCUGCACCCCAUAGAACAUUCAACACGGGGCCAAGUCUGGUAAACGUUACGGUUCCACCAAAUCUGCCACAGAACGCGCCCCCUUCAUUCAAGAUAAAUUGCAGCAUUCUGAAAAGGCACUCAGCCCUGCCUUACGAUGCGGCCCAGAGGCCCAAGAGGCUCUGGCACCUGCCUCAUGGACCCAGAUCAUUUCAGGACCACGAGACAAAAAAAGACAAGUGAGGCCAAACAAGUGAGGCCAAAGUGGAGCUGCCCCUGUGUAGCUUCUUAGAGACCAAGAAGCCACACAUGUCAUUCAAGAUGCGGGAGCCCAAACAGCACCUCUCCGCAGUCCUUGGAGUUGUGCAGCUGUUCCUGACAGCUGCUGUCUGCUUAAACUGAAGCGCUCCCUGUUGACGGCUGUGGAGCGGAGCAGCUCCACAUCUCCAGCACCAGCCAAGAAGCUGGCACUGUCUGCCGAAAAGGGCAGUACGCCGGAGGCGGUGAGCAGAGAUGACCAUUAUCAACCAAUCAAAUUAUCAGCCCUUGAGGACCUCAGCUCCCCUCUGAAAACGCGCCACCAUGGGGCAGAUGGCAGCCCUCAAUCUCAAUCUGUGAAUGGCAAAGAUGACACCUCCAGCCCGCCCAGAAAGAAGAGCCGCACACACGGGAACUCGGUGUCCGUCACGGGGGAGGAGGCAGGCAAGAGUCCCAGUGGUGGCCAGAAGGAGCAAUGCUGCCAGGAGUUGGGGGCAGAGCAGAAGGAGAAGGAGAAGGAGGAGGAGGAGGACAAUAAGAAGGAGGAGGAGAAGAAAAAGAAGAGGAAGAGAAGGGCUCUGUCUUCAGCACAUCUUCAUCUGCACUGAAGCUGCCAAAUCCAGAAAAGGCUCCCUUGAAAAUCAUCAUCAAAUUAUCAACCCUUGAGGACCUCAGCUCCCCUUUGAAAAGCACCACCAUGGGGUCCACCAAGUGCCACAGAUUGAG
Messenger RNA from Cuculus canorus (common cuckoo), 6933 nucleotides. RefSeq lists its product as uncharacterized. The record is from RefSeq and is a predicted model, not a curated record. Gene Ontology annotation, cellular component: cytosol; nucleus. Lineage: Eukaryota; Metazoa; Chordata; Aves; Cuculiformes; Cuculidae. Gene Ontology annotation, molecular function: cysteine-type endopeptidase activity; cysteine-type deubiquitinase activity. Gene Ontology annotation, biological process: regulation of apoptotic process; protein deubiquitination. The transcript has 46 exons. The coding region runs from base 409 to 6192 and encodes 1927 amino acids.